AUGUGCAAAUCCAGAGCUAGAGCAACCGCCGCUGCGCCAUUCUUCUUUACCCCCGCAUAUCUACAUGGAAUCGGUUCCUUUCAGGAUGGGGGCUUAAAACAUAACUUCCCUGGCGAGAUUGCAUGGCAAAUAUGUCGACAAAUCUGGCCUCAAAGAAGUGGAUCCACGCGCAUGCUAUCUCUUGGCACAGGAAGUAGCGAGGUUCCGUCUCAACCGACCCCGCAUUUUCGACACGUUUUUCGAGACGGUUUUUUACGUCGGGGGUUUAAUGCAUGGAUGUCUACAAUGGAAAGCGAACGUGAUUCCAGGCGACUGGAGAGACGUCUUAAGUCCUCACAGGCCGCAGAGUAUCACCGGCUAAAUGUGCCCUUGAAAAAUGUGCCUGAGAGCAUUGAUGCGAUCAAAUCUAUUGAAGAUUACCGCGACUUGGUGAUACUUCAACCGGGAAGCGCCCGGAUGGCACGAGAAGCAGCCAUGAUGCUGCUUAUCUCGAGAUUCUAUUUCGUGUUGGGUGACCUACCAAAAAAUACCGCCAUACCAUUCUGGUGUCGCGGUUUUAUACAUUGCAAAGGAUCGGCCAAAGAUGUCAUCGCGGCGCUUCAACGGCUCCACCCGGAUGGUCUAGUCUUUGUUUCUGAUUGUGGAAGAGGUGAUACAAUCGCAGAUUUAGGAAAUAUUUGCUCAUCUUGCGGAUGCUGUAGGCAGCCAAUAACGUUCCUUGUCCGCAAUAUUGAUCAGGUCAUCAGUAUUUCUCUUCAAUCAGUUUCAAAGCAACGAUGGAGAAUUAGCGGAUUCCCGGGAAGCAUUCACUCAUUCGCUAUAAGGCAAAGCUUGGAAUCGCCAUUUGGACGGAUUGAUCAUGGGUAUCCUUCUAAAGCCUACUGUAACGAAUGUGACAACCAAGGCCCAUCAAAUAAGAGGAGGCGCCGACAGAGAUCCGGUUCCAGUGGGGUUGGGGGGUCAAAAAGGCCAUGGGUGGCCGAGAUCCCAAUCGAAACGAUCGUGUGA
Messenger RNA from Penicillium longicatenatum, 1008 nucleotides. RefSeq names its product Patatin-like serine hydrolase. Gene Ontology annotation, biological process: arachidonate metabolic process. Bases 1 to 1008 code for a protein of 335 amino acids. The record is from RefSeq and is a predicted model, not a curated record. Lineage: Eukaryota; Fungi; Ascomycota; Eurotiomycetes; Eurotiales; Aspergillaceae. Gene Ontology annotation, cellular component: membrane. The transcript is spliced from 3 exons.